Dacryopinax primogenitus is the source of this 1834-nucleotide messenger RNA. Its product is annotated as TPR-like protein. The coding region runs from base 122 to 1834 and encodes 570 amino acids. Gene Ontology annotation, molecular function: protein binding. The transcript is spliced from 7 exons. Lineage: Eukaryota; Fungi; Basidiomycota; Dacrymycetes; Dacrymycetales; Dacrymycetaceae. The record is from RefSeq and is a predicted model, not a curated record.
GAUAUAAUCCGGAAUGCCUCGAGUCAAAUCUUCCCUUCACCGGUCUCUUCCCCCUGUCUUGCGAUCCGCACCGCCAGUACAAACCCCCUGUUGACUUCCAACUCCCUCCUUCGUAUCUUUCAUGAGUAGCUCCAGUGUACCUUUCCAGGAGACAUGGGAGCGCUGGACUACACGCGCAACCUCACAGCUAGCGCCCAUCAAGGAGAAGCUGAGGAACACGGCGACUCAGGUUGCCGGUAUCGCCGACACCAUGCAGGAACUGGAGGAUGACAGUCGACAACUGGCGCUGAAAGUCACCUGGGUGACUCAAGUCAUCCUGGAACGUAUCCCGCCUGAUGGCCCAGCAGACGAGAGGGCGAAAGAGGUGGUUCUGGCGCUUGCUACCAAAGUGUCUAAGAUUGACGCCUUUCUUCGUUCGGGCAGAAAGAAGGGUGAUAUGACGGGGAAGAGAGCAAAAAAGGUCAGCAAGUAUCAUAAGAGCCUCGAUGCUCUCCGGCUCCAGCCUUCCCUGGUCGAUAUUCCCCCCACACCAGAGGCAUUUCACGGCAGAGAUGAAGUGGUUGGGUCAAUCGUCCAGCUGCUGCUUCAAGAUAAACCUUCCCGAGUGCCUGUACUUGGCACAGGAGGGAUCGGGAAGACGUCGGUCGCAGUUGCGGCGAUGAACGAUGAGCAGGUCAAGGAGCGAUAUGGAGAGCAUAUGUAUUUCCUCAGCUGUGAAGGCAUCGAUUCCGAAGAAGGUCUGGUAAACGCGCUCGCAGUCUUCUUCAAAAUCCAACGCGACUCCAACAUUCGCACAUCCCUAAUCGCACACCUUUCUUCGCUCGGCCGCGCUCUCCUCACCCUGGACAAUUUCGAGACGACAACACAGUCGGAUAGGCAGCGUGUUCGUGAACUACUUGGACGAAUCGGCCGCGUGCCCUCACUUUCAUUGAUUAUCACCAUGAGAGGCACGCAGCCUGCACAGGGCCUCUCAUGGGAUACCAUGACAAGAUAUGGUGACUGUGGGCCACUUCUUAGAACGAGCAUUGCCACGUUGCGAAGGUCGAAAGACACGGAUGGCAGCGGUAGCUCGAGCAACGGUCAGGGGAUGGAUUCUAUGAACCGCGCUGGGGAACAAGAAAAGCACAUUGCACAAUGUUUGUUACUCCUGGGAAACAUCCUGCUUGGACAAUCUCGUUACAAGGAGGCGGCGACGAUCCUGACAGAAGGGAGGGCAGCGUUCGAGGCCAUCUCAGAUCGUCUCGGUGCCGCACAAUGCGUGCAGAGUGUCGGCGACAUGCUUCGCAUGCAGUGUCGGUACGAGGAGGCAGCCGCUCUGCUGACGGAAGCGAGGGCAGCGUUGGAGACCAUCCCACAUCGUUUCGGUGCCGCGGAAUGUGUGCGAGGUCUCGGCGACAUCCUUCGCAUGCAGUGUCGAUACGAGGAAGCAGCCGCUGUGCUGACGGAAGCAAGGGCAGCGUUUGAGGCCAUCCCAGAUCCUGUCGGUGCGGCCCAAUGCCUGUUGGCUCUUGCCGACAUCCUUUACGUGCAGUGUCGGUACGAGGAAGCAGCCGCUUUACUCACGAAAGCGAGGGGAGCGUUUGAGGCCAUCCCAUAUCGUCUUGGCGCUGCGCAAUGUGCGCAGCUUCUCGGCGAGACCAUGCGCAUGCAGUCCCAGUAUGAAGAGGCAGCCGCCCUGUUCACGGAAGGCAAGGCAGAGUUUAACGCUAUAGCAGGGCGUCUCGGUGCUGCCGCAUGUUCUCAGUACACUGAAGCAUUGAGUAUGCUGCGAGAAGCUGAGCAGGCAGUCCCUGGCACGUCUUUUCGUCAAGCAGGACCAGAUACCCGAGGCUAG